AUGGCGGCCCUGGCGCGGAGCCGCUCGACGGAAACAAUUCCAAACGAUAUCAUGCUCGAGUAUUAUAUGCAUGCGUCGCCGUGUCGCUUACGACAUCAUGUCAGCACGGAGUGGCCAAACUCGCCCGGCAUCUGGAACAGCGCGCAAGCAGCUGGGUGGAAGAGGAUCGUCGACGCUGUGCACAAGGAGGGCGGGCGCAUGUAUUGCCAGCUUUUCCACACUGGACGUGUAUCGCACCCCGAAGCGCCUCACCAAAUUGCAUCGGGAGAGCCUAUCUGGGGGCCUUCCGCGAUUCGCGCCGCAGGAGGGAAGUUCCGAUUCCUGCCAGGUGUACCGGGCUAUCAGAUGCCGACGGAGAUCCCAGACCCAAUGAAGAUCGUAGAGUUGUUCAGGAUUGCUGCAUUGCACGCGAAAGACGCCGGAUUUGAUGGUGUCGAGAUGAUCCAUCAAUUUAUGGAUCCCAGCGCAAACCAGCGUACCGAUAAGUGGGGUGGCAGUCCGGAGAACCUCGUAUGCGAGAUCUGGGGUCCGAACGUUGGACUCAAGAUAAACCCUGGGGGCGGAUACAACGACAUGGGCUUUCCACUCGACGAGACCAUCGCGUCGUUCGGCUAUCUUCUCGCCAAGGUUGACAAGAUGGGGCUUGCAUACGUCUGCAUCUUGCAGUACCUCGAUUACUUCGAUACCGCCAAGCGCGGGACGGCGCACGACGUGUGGGAGACGUACGCGCCGUUCCUCAAGAACACGCCGGUAAUCCCCAACGGCGGGGUCACCCCAGAGCAGGCGCUCGAGUGGGUCGAGAGCGGGAAAUAUCCCGCGGUUUUCAUCGGCAUCCCGUGGAUCUCGCACCCAGAUUUGACCCGCCGCGUCAAGGCUGGAAAGCCGCUCGACAAUCCGUUGGACGGUCCACAUACCCAUGGCGGGAAUUUCGAGCCGUCGAUUGGGUACUUGGACUACCCCGAAGCCACGUAUGAUUAAUAUUAGAGAUUGACGAAAAUAGGAGCCAGCACAUUUC
This is a messenger RNA of Mycena citricolor, 1015 nucleotides long. Lineage: Eukaryota; Fungi; Basidiomycota; Agaricomycetes; Agaricales; Mycenaceae. The record is from the annotation of a GenBank genome assembly.